AUGGAACAAGACGCCAAAUCAUCGUGGAAACAACUCUUCGCUUUUACUAAAAAGUCACACACCGGAGCGCUCAUUUCUGCUCUAAUAGCUGCAGCAUUCUCGGCAGCUUUCAAAACCGUCCUCGCUGUCAUCCUUGGAAAGAUCUUCGAUAUCAUCGCUGGUUUUGGCAAUGGCACAUAUGACGGGGAUGAAGCCCUCACCCUAGUUUCAGACUGGGCUUUUGUCCUUCUCGGAAUGGGGAUUGGGAAUUGGCUCGCAAGUACAGCCUUUCUAGCGCUCUGGGUCAUAUUUGGAGAGUUGCAGGCUUGCAGUGUCAGGCGGGAAAUCUUUACGAGUCUUCUCUCCAAAGACAUGGCCUGGUUCGAUGCCCAAUCCGAAGGCAUAUCAAGUCUUCUUAUCAGAAUACAGACACAAACUCGUGAACUGCAGCUUGCAUCUUCCCAAGUCCUCGGUCUUCUCGUUGGCGACAUCAUCACUUCCUUCGCUUCUCUAGGCAUCGCGCUUUAUUACUCCUGGAAACUCACCCUCGUCCUUCUCGCCACUCUCCCAAUCUCAGCCAUUGUCCUCUCGUUUGCGACCAAGCGUUUGGAGCCCGCUAUCCAAACCCAGAAACGGGAACUGGCUGUGGCCUCAAAGUUCGCCGUCGCAUCUAUCACAGCAAUCGAUCUCGUCAAGGUCUUCAACGGAUAUGACCAGGAAGUCUGGCAGUACUACCCAUCCAUCAAAGCCGCGGCAAAGCAGUACCUUGUCCAAGCCCAGUGCAAUGCCCUCCAGAUGGGCUAUGUCGCUUUCUGGGUUGUAGCCAUGUUUGUCCUGGGAUUCUGGUACGGUGUGGUACUCGUCAACAACGAUGGUCUUGCUGCCGGAAGUGUCCUGACGACUUUCUAUUCUACACUUGCAGCCUUUCAAGGCAUUGAAGCUCUGAUGCCGCAGUGGUUGGUACUCGCUAAGGGAAUGUCGGCUGGUGGAUUUCUCUCUAGUAUUACCCGUAACAUGAGAAAUGGUGGCACUGUCAAGCCCAUGGCUGGCGCCUUACGACCCAGAUUCUGCAGUGGCGACAUCGAGCUGAAGAAUGUGAGCUUUGCAUACCCUUUGAAUCCCACGGUCAAAGUCCUCAAAGAAUCGAACUUCUUCUUUCCAUCUGGCGAAAUAACCUUUAUUGUCGGGCGAAGCGGUUCCGGAAAGAGCACACUCGGUAACCUCAUCGUCGGUUUCUACGAGCCCCUGAGAGGACAGGUCCAUGUCGACGGCCGACCUUUGCAGAUACUCGACAGACAAUGGGUCCGUGAAAACAUUACCUUGAUCCAGCAGUCAAGUGUUUUGUUCAACGAAUCGUUCUAUAAGAACGUAGCAUUCGGCCACCAAUGCCCUGACAGAGCAACACGAUCUGAGGUGAUGGGUGCCUGUGAUGCAGCGCUGCUCCAGUCAACACUCGCCACACUUCCCGAGGGACUUGAAACCAAUGUUGGUGCUGACGGAUACAACUUGAGUGGUGGCCAGAAGCAGAGACUGGCACUUGCUAGAGCCAGACUCCGAGAUCCUCCUGUCCUCAUCCUUGAUGAGAUCACAAGCGGCCUCGAUCAGGUCAGUAGGACUCUCAUCAUGGAUGCAAUUCGUGCAUGGCGACGAGGCAAGACAACCAUCAUCAUUACCCACGAUGUUGCUCAGAUCGACGAUAACGACUUCGUCUAUGUGAUGGACAACGCAGCUCUUGUGCAAGAAGGUUUCAGGAAGGAUCUUGCCAAGCAAGGUGGUAAAACAUUUGCCACUCUUGCAUCCACAGCACAGGAUACUCCAGAUAUCGAAAUCACCAUCGACUCCCCAAUCUCCCCCACCUCGCCCCUUUCUCCAUUAUUCCCACGACCACCAGUGAGAGCAUCUCGACUUUCGCGAAUGCUCGUCGGAGAGUUGGAGUCCUUCAGCCCGGCCCCUGCAAGAGCGUCACAACACAUGACUCUUGGCACCAACGCAGCAGCAGCUUUUCGUAUAAGAACAGCUCGGGCAUGGGAUAUGGAAACAUUUUAUGAACAAGAGCGCCCAGCAACGGCCGCCAGCCACUGGCCUAUGGGUGACUUUUAUGACGAAAAGUAUAAUAGCGCUCUCAGAAGCCGAAGUAGCCUGGACGGCUUUGAGACAUCGUGUACUCUAAGGCCACUCGAUGAGCCAGAGUACCUCUUUGGUGGAUCAGAACGUCCAAAGAGCAUCACAAGACUUCGACAAGCAAGAUUGACCGACAAGGUAGAGGAUAAGGAUGACGAGACUAGGGAACUCCCUCCACCCAUGUCUCUUGUUGCAAUCUUGAAGACUGUUUGGCCAGCUAUCGGCCGGGGCCAUCGGUUUCUCCUUAUACUUGGAGUGAUUACCUGCUUGAUUGGCGCUGGCUCUAUCCCUGCAUUUGCAUACUGCUUUGCGCAGCUCCUCGGCGCAAUGUGGUCUCAAGGCGACAAGCUAGCAGAAGGCAAGAAAUGGGCCAUCUUUCUCAGUGUUAUCGCUGUUGUCGACGGAGUUUGUACCGGCGGUGGUCGCUAUCUGCUUGAAAUGGUUGGCCAAGCAUGGAUCAAUACCAUCCGUGUGGAAGCCCUGAAACGAAUCCUUCGACAGCCAAGAUCUUGGUUCGACCGAUCGCGCAACUCUCCUGGCCGAAUCAACGAAUGUCUUGACCGAAACGCUGAAGAGAUGCGUAACAUUGUGGGUCGAUUUGUACCCAUCCUCAUCACAGUCACCGUCAUGAUCGUUGCCGCUAUUGUGUGGGCACUCGUCAUAUCCUGGAAGCUAACCCUCGUCACCCUCGCACCGCUACCUGUCGUUAUGGGCGCAGUUAAAGGCUAUACCAUUAUCAGCGGUAAGUGGGAGGCGCGUUGCAAUGAAGGAGCUGAGGAAGCCAGCGCUGCUCUGACCGAGAUAUUUCUCAACAUCCGAGUCGUUCGAGCUCUCACGUUAGAGAACUACAUGAGUGAAAAGUACCUCAGAGCAGUAGCACAUACCCUGGGCCUGGGCAAGAAGAGAGCCGGACGUACAAGCGCAUUCUUUGGUCUUUACCAGUCAGUGAACUACCCCCUUACAGCGCUGGUGUUCUAUUACGGAACUGUGCUUUUGGCCUCGGAGAAGGCGAUUACACCAACCUCUGUCGUAGCAGUGGUCAACCUUCUUCUGUUUAGCAUGGGCACAGCGACGAGUAUUCUUAGUACGAUACCUCAAGUCACCAUGGCCCAGUCCACUGCCGCACAGAUGUUGAAGUAUGCCAACAUGCCGCUGACACCACCAAGCGAGGCUGGCGGACAACAGAAGCCGAAAUCACCGCUUCCAGUACGACUAGACGAUCUUGGCUUCUCCUACAAGCCAAAUUCGCGACCUGUCCUCAGAGGCGUGUCGUUUGAGGUCAAUGCUGGCGACUGUCUAGCUAUUGUCGGUAGCUCUGGCUGCGGCAAGUCCACAGUCAUCUCGCUGAUGCUGGGUCUUUAUACCCCUUCGCGAGCCUCCAUACUCAGCACGGAAUCGCCACUGACAUUUGCUGGUAUUUCUCACUCCGACAUCGACAUUGAGCAUCUUCGGUCGAUGAUGGCAUACGUCCCACAAACACCAUUCCUAUUCCCAGCCACCAUCGCAGAGAAUAUCACAUAUGGCCUCAAUGAACUAUCACCACAGCGUCACUUCCCCAACGUCAUUGCUGCUGCAAAGGCAGCUGGCCUUCACGAGUACAUCUCAUCUCUCCCAGAUGGCUACAACACCCACGUUGGCGACGGAGGCCAAGCUCUCUCAGGCGGCCAAGCACAGCGUCUCAGUAUCGCACGCGCACUAGUCCGCAAGCCAAGACUUCUUGUGCUUGACGAGCCAACAAGCGCACUGGAUGCGGAAAGCGCAGAGAUGAUCAGGCACACAAUGCGGCGAAUCGCGGGCAAGUCAAAGAGGGAGAUGGCGAUCGUUGUGGUAACGCACAGCAAGGAAAUGAUGGCGAUUGCGGAUCGCAUUGUUGUGCUGGAGGAUGGUAUCAAGGUUGAGGAGGGAACAUAUCAUGAGUUGGUGCAGGCCAGGGGUGCAUUUGCGCAGGUGAUUGGAGAGGGGGGAUGGGAAGGGAAGGAGUACAAUUAG
Fusarium pseudograminearum CS3096 is the source of this 4089-nucleotide messenger RNA. RefSeq lists its product as uncharacterized. Gene Ontology annotation, biological process: transmembrane transport. The transcript is spliced from 3 exons. Gene Ontology annotation, cellular component: membrane. NCBI's taxonomy places the organism in Eukaryota, Fungi, Ascomycota, Sordariomycetes, Hypocreales, Nectriaceae. The coding region runs from base 1 to 4089 and encodes 1362 amino acids. The record is from RefSeq and is a predicted model, not a curated record. Gene Ontology annotation, molecular function: ATP hydrolysis activity; ABC-type transporter activity; ATP binding.